UUUGUCAUUUGACGUAUGUCAGCUGACCAUUUGCGAACUCUACCUAAGCAAACGUAGUUUAUUGAUCAAAAAGUUAAAAAUGGCUUUACAUUCAGCAAGAGGAAAACUUAUAUCUGUAAUUGGUGAUGAAGACACCUGUGUGGGUUUUCUUCUGGGUGGAGUUGGUGAAAUCAACAAGAAUCGCCACCCCAAUUUCAUGGUCGUCGACAAGAAUACACCAGUAAGUGAAGUCGAAGAUUGCUUCAGGCGUUUCGUAAAGCGUGAUGAUAUCGAUAUUAUUUUGAUCAAUCAAAACUGCGCUGAACUCAUUCGUCACGUGAUUGACGCACAUACAUCACCAGUGCCCGCUGUACUGGAAAUCCCAUCAAAGGACCAUCCAUACGAUGCUAGCAAAGAUUCAAUUCUACGUCGCGCAAGAGGCAUGUUCAAUCCUGAAGAUUUGGUUUAAAUUAUUAGAUAAAAUGUAUAAAAAUAUUUAUAAUUGAAAACUUUUCAUUCACAACCCCAGUAUUUCAAACUUUUCCGUUUUCAUUGAAUAUGUUGUAAGCUCUUGUGAUUAUAUUGAAUGCAAUAAAAUAUGUUGGCCGACUAAUUGAAA
This is a messenger RNA of Ceratitis capitata (Mediterranean fruit fly), 598 nucleotides long. RefSeq names its product V-type proton ATPase subunit F 1 (gene Vha14-1). The transcript has 4 exons. The coding region runs from base 80 to 448 and encodes 122 amino acids. The record is from RefSeq and is a predicted model, not a curated record. Gene Ontology annotation, molecular function: proton-transporting ATPase activity, rotational mechanism. Gene Ontology annotation, cellular component: membrane; proton-transporting V-type ATPase, V1 domain. Gene Ontology annotation, biological process: proton transmembrane transport. NCBI's taxonomy places the organism in Eukaryota, Metazoa, Arthropoda, Insecta, Diptera, Tephritidae.